AUGACAGUUGGUGAAAUGACCUUGACCCUGGAUGAUGUUGGCACUAUUCUUGGCCUUCCCAUUGUAGGCAAAUCAGUCAGCGUAUCAGAUGUGAUAGAUCAUCAUGGAGUUACACUACUGGUUUAUGGCUUAGGGAUUACUGAACGUAUAGUACAUGAAGAGGUUUCUACUUCUGGUGGGAAUUCAGUCAAGCUUGAGUGGUUGCGAAGUCAGUUCGCUGGUGUCACAGAUUCAGAUCCAGAGGAGGCUAUACAGUGCGCUACUAGAGCUUAUUUGUUGUUUCUGUUGGGAUGUACGCUCUUCAAUGACAAGAGUGGCGGCAGCGUUCCUGUUGUUUACCUUGGCUUAUUGAUGGAUUUGGGAUCCAUUCAUACUUACGCCUGGGGUGCUGCUGCAUUAGCAUUUUUAUAUAGACAGUUGGGGUAUGCUAGUCGGUCCGGUGUUAAACAGAUGGGUAGUUAUAUGACUCUUUUGGAGGCAUGGAUUUAUGAACACUUCCGAGCAUUCCGACCUCACCAAAACAUGGACUAUAAUGAAAACAUGCCACACAUGUACCAUUGGGCAUCUAGGAGAGAGGCGGGUUUCUCCAUUGAUCAUUUGAAAUCUUUACGAGCAGAGCUUGACAGUUUGGUAGCGACUGAUGUUAUUUGGGAUCCAUACCACAGUUGCAGAGACCGGCAUCCAUGUAACCUGAUUACAUUCUACCAUGGAUGCUUAAAGUGCUUAGAUGUGGUCGAACCCUAUCAUCCAGAUAGAGUUCUGAGGCAGUUUGGCAGGGUUCAAACCAUCCCAGAUGCACCGCUAGCUCCCAGUCAUGGUGCUUGA
Messenger RNA from Camellia sinensis, 825 nucleotides. The record is from RefSeq and is a predicted model, not a curated record. Lineage: Eukaryota; Viridiplantae; Streptophyta; Magnoliopsida; Ericales; Theaceae.